Geosmithia morbida is the source of this 393-nucleotide messenger RNA. RefSeq names its product small subunit ribosomal protein S15Ae. The transcript has 3 exons. Gene Ontology annotation, biological process: translation. The record is from RefSeq and is a predicted model, not a curated record. Gene Ontology annotation, cellular component: cytosolic small ribosomal subunit; ribosome. NCBI's taxonomy places the organism in Eukaryota, Fungi, Ascomycota, Sordariomycetes, Hypocreales, Bionectriaceae. The coding region runs from base 1 to 393 and encodes 130 amino acids. Gene Ontology annotation, molecular function: structural constituent of ribosome.
AUGGUCCGCACUUCCGUCCUCCACGAUGCCCUCAACAGCAUCAACAAUGCCCAGAAGGCUGGCAAGCGCCAGGUCCUGAUUCGCCCCAGCUCCAAGGUUAUUGUCAAGUUCCUCCAGGUCAUGCAGAAGCACGGCUACAUUGGCGAGUUCGAGGAGGUCGACGACCACCGCUCCGGCAAGAUCGUUGUCCAGCUCAACGGCCGCCUCAACAAGACCGGUGUCAUCUCUCCCCGCUACAACGUCCGCCUCGCCGACCUCGAGAAGUGGGUGGUCAAGCUGCUCCCAGCCCGUCAGUUCGGCUACAUUAUCCUCACCACCUCUGCUGGUAUCAUGGACCACGAGGAGGCCCGCCGCAAGCACGUUGCCGGCAAGAUCAUUGGCUUUUGCUACUAG